Messenger RNA from Loa loa (African eye worm), 1069 nucleotides. RefSeq lists its product as hypothetical. Lineage: Eukaryota; Metazoa; Nematoda; Chromadorea; Rhabditida; Onchocercidae. The record is from RefSeq and is a predicted model, not a curated record. The annotation marks the transcript as partial. The transcript has 7 exons.
AUAUAGAAAUGGCGAUGCUAUCUCAGCAUUACAAACUUUUUAUGAGCGAGUCAAUUCACAUGCUGCUGGGAGUGUUUUUAUAUACGAUACAUGUGGUGUCAAGGAUGUAUCGAAAUCAUUGAUUGAUUUGGAGCGUUAUCCAAUCACCAGAAUCAAUAUCACCAAAGGAUUUAUUUUUGCUUGUAUUCAAGCAGCCAAUGAAUUCGAAGAUCAACGCUCGCGCUUUUUCAUCGAAAAUGAAAUUCGUGAUGAUUAUAUGGAAGUACGUGAAGGUCUUGAUUUUGCCGGCAUACAAUUCAUUGAAUCACUAAUUGUAUAUUCAUCGCAGUCGAACAAGCGCCCUUGUCCAUCAAGUGUUAAUUACACUGGUAUGGUGACUCAUGGAUCCACAGGCGAUAAUCAUGAGCUUGAAUCGAUAAUACAGCAUGAUAGUUACCUUGUCGUGCCAAGCUAUAGUGAAGCUAUGCUUAUGGAACCAACCAAUCAGCAUGUCCUUCCAAAUGGUAAUUUCCGGAACCGAAAUCGUGUUGUAACAACCUGUAGUGAGAAUGUUGUGAUUAUGAAUUACGGUGCUGUUCGGAAUUCACCAAAGCGUUUCUUCCGAAAUGAGCCCAGACGAUCAUCAAACGGGCGUGAUUUCAGAGACCGUACCCCUUUUCAAAGUCGCUCUGUGAGUUUGAUGUUCAAUAAAGUAACUGGUCGAUCGUACCCAUUGAUCGUAACCACACCGUCAUCAGCGGUUCCACGAACACUAAAUGGUUCUCCGCGAUCAGCAACUAUUGCAGGCCUAUCAGCAGCAUGGCGUUCCCCUGGUUACAAUACGAUAAAUGAAGAAUCGAUGGAUGAUCGAUAUCCUUUAAUCGAACCGAUGAAACCUAUCGAUGAAGCACCUCCUCCCUACGAGGCAGCGCUAAGGAUGUGCGCACCAUUUUACAAACAAUUACGGCGAUCAGCGAAUUCCCUAACAUCUCGUUUAAAUUCAUUGUCACGAUCAACUAGCAAAGAACUUUCCUAUAAGAGACAGGUUGGUCUCGAGGAUCAAGGAUCGAGUAGGGAUGGUGGCUAUUGA